Messenger RNA from Melopsittacus undulatus (budgerigar), 3343 nucleotides. Its product is annotated as N-deacetylase and N-sulfotransferase 3. Bases 1 to 2658 code for a protein of 885 amino acids. Gene Ontology annotation, cellular component: Golgi apparatus. Gene Ontology annotation, molecular function: heparan sulfate N-sulfotransferase activity; deacetylase activity. The record is from RefSeq and is a predicted model, not a curated record. NCBI's taxonomy places the organism in Eukaryota, Metazoa, Chordata, Aves, Psittaciformes, Psittaculidae. The transcript is spliced from 14 exons.
AUGAGUUUUAUCCUGAAACUUCACAGACAUUUUCAAAGGACAGUUAUUUUGCUGGCCACUUUUUGUAUGGUGAGCAUAGUUAUUUCUGCGUAUUACUUGUAUAAUGGCUACAAACAGGAAAAUGAACUUCCUGAAAUCUCUUCAGAAGUGGAAUGUGGUGAUCCUCAACUGUUGCCAUACAAGCUGAUGGAGAUGAAGACCAUGAAGUCUAUUGACCCCCUGAGGACAGAUCUUGUAGUGCUGGUGUUUGUGGAAAGUCAGUACUCAGCACUAGGCCAAGAUAUAAUAACCAUUUUAGAAUCUAGCAGAUUUCAGUUUCACACUGAGAUUGCACCUGGGAAAGGUGACCUCCCAGUGCUUAUAGACAAAAAUAAAGGCAAAUAUGCUCUCAUAGUAUAUGAAAAUAUUCUAAAGUAUGUGAACAUGGACUCCUGGAACAGAGGCCUUCUAGAUAAGUACUGUAUAGAGUAUGGUGUAGGUGUUAUUGGAUUUCACAAAGGUAAUGAGAACAGCUUGCAGAGCUCUCAGUUGAAGGGCUUUCCUUUCCAUGUCCACAGCAAUCUGGGUAUUAAGGACUGUUGCAUUAACCCUCAUUCCCCACUGCUUCAUGUGACUAAAUCUUCUAAGCUUGAGAAAGGUCCCUUGCUUGGAAAUGAUUGGGCGGUUUUCCACGUUAAUCAUACGACUUAUCAACCAGUGAUAUUUGCAAAAGUAAAGACAGCAGAAAACCUUUCACCACCUCCUGCUAUAAGUGCUCUCUAUGCCACGGUAAUUCAUGACCUGGGGCUCCACGAUGGGAUUCAGCGAGUCCUUUUCGGCAAUAACUUGAAUUUUUGGCUGCACAGGCUGAUUUUCAUAGAUGCUGUCUCUUUCCUGUCUGGCAAGAGGCUCAGACUGUCCUUGGAUAGGUACGUUCUGGUUGACAUCGAUGACAUCUUUGUUGGGAAGGACGGAACAAGAAUGAACAUCAAUGAUGUACAGGCCCUGCUUGACACUCAGAAUCUUUUGAGAGCUCAGAUUACAAAUUUUACUUUCAACCUGGGAUUUUCAGGGAAAUUUUAUCACACAGGGACUGAGGAGGAGGAUGAAGGUGAUGACCUGCUGUUGAGAUCUGCAGAUGAGUUUUGGUGGUUUCCCCAUAUGUGGAGUCACAUGCAGCCUCACCUCUUCCACAAUGAGUCGUCACUGGUGGAGCAGAUGAUCCUCAACAAAAAAUUUGCCUUAGAACAUGGUAUUCCAACUGAUUUGGGCUAUGCAGUGGCUCCACACCAUUCUGGAGUCUACCCAGUACAUGUUCAACUCUAUGAUGCCUGGAAAAAGGUCUGGAAUAUCAGAGUUACCAGCACAGAAGAAUACCCACACCUGAAGCCUGCACGGUAUAGACGAGGCUUCAUCCACAAAAAUAUCAUGGUGCUUCCUAGGCAAACCUGUGGCUUAUUCACCCACACGAUUUUCUAUAAAGAGUAUCCUGGAGGCCCAAAGGAACUAGACAAAAGUAUUCAAGGAGGAGAGUUGUUCUUCACAGUGGUUCUCAAUCCAAUUAGCAUCUUCAUGACACAUUUGUCCAAUUACGGAAACGACCGCCUGGGAUUAUACACCUUUGUGAACCUGGCCAACUUUGUUAAUACCUGGACAAACCUGAAACUGCAAACUCUUCCUCCCGUUCAGCUGGCCCACAAGUAUUUUGAACUGUUUCCUGAGCAGAAGGACCCUCUCUGGCAGAAUCCCUGUGAUGACAAACGGCACAAAGAUAUCUGGUCGAAAGAAAAAACCUGUGAUCGAUUACCAAAAUUCUUGGUUGUAGGACCCCAGAAAACUGGUACCACAGCCUUGUAUUUGUUCCUGAUCAUGCAUCCUUCCAUCAUUAGUAACUCCCCCAGCCCAAAAACCUUUGAGGAGGUACAGUUCUUUAAUAGAAAUAACUACCACAGGGGGAUUGAUUGGUACAUGGAUUUCUUCCCCACUCCUUCUAAUGUCACUACUGACUUCCUCUUUGAGAAAAGUGCCAACUAUUUCCAUUCUGAGGAAGCUCCUAAACGAGCUGCUUCCCUCAUCCCCAAGGCCAAGAUCAUCACCAUCCUCAUUGACCCGUCCGAUCGGGCGUAUUCCUGGUAUCAGCAUCAGCGAUCCCAUGAAGAUCCUGCAGCUCUAAAGUUCAGCUUCUAUCAGGUGAUCACAGCUGGACCUCGAGCACCAUCUGAGCUUAAAGCUCUCCAGAAGAGAUGCUUAACACCAGGAUGGUAUGCUACGCAUAUUGAAAGAUGGCUAACUUACUUCCCACCUUAUCAGUUGCUAAUUAUUGAUGGACAGCAGCUGAGAACUGACCCAUCUACUGUAAUGGAUGAAGUACAGAAGUUUCUGGGAGUCUCUCCUCAUUAUAAUUACUCUGAAGCCCUAACGUUCGAUUCACAUAAAGGUUUCUGGUGUCAGCUCCUGGAAGAAGGAAAAACAAAGUGUCUUGGAAAGAGCAAAGGUAGAAAAUACCCUCCUAUGGAUUCUGAGUGCAGGGCUUUUCUAUCAAGCUACUACAGAGAUCACAAUGUGGAACUGUCAAAACUCCUACACAAACUGGGACAACCCUUGCCAUCCUGGCUGAGACAGGAGCUACAGAAAGAAACUCUAAAAAACACUACUUUUAAUGUGCAGUCAACUUGGUGAAGAAUGAAGAGUCUGAGGAAAGCAUGCAGACAACAGCUACAUGUGUAAUUGCCCAAAUUGUAGGAUGCACAGAAUACAGCUGAGUAAGCAAGUCAUACAACAUGAAUUACCUGACAAAGUUUAACUACUUCUAUUCACAGUUUACUUACAAUAGGUGUUUGAUUUCCAGGAACAGACUAUCAAUAUUAACACUCUUUAAAAAAAUACUGAUUCAUUACAAUGAAUUUAUAUUUGCUAGUCAAAGUCAAAUAUGUUGUAUUGUGGUUGAUAACACAGCCAUGGUUUCUGCUGUCCUGGUAGAUAACGGCACAAUUGCUUGAUUUUGUGAGCUUCACCUUCAUUUUCAUCAAUAUGAUUCUGAAAUUUGCUUUCUGCAGAACCUGUGCCAUUAAAAUAACAUGUGUGACUAUGAGCAGAAAGUGACCAUUACAGGGGGUGUAAAAGGGCCUGAUAUGAAAUAACUUAAUUAUUUAAGCAACCAUUGCUGAAAAUGCUGUUGAUAUUUUCCCAGUUCUACUGCAGAAAGACUUAGUCGCGAUGAUGUGCAGACUUUCUUGUACAGAAUAUCCUUUUUCAUUGCUUAAAGAUGUGAAACUUCCUCAGGAAGAAAUUAAAUAGGUAUUUCAGUGUUAUAGAGGUAAUACUCUUGUCAUUCACAUUGAAUGAAAAUUGCUGGAAACACUUU